AUGGCCACCUCAACUGAGAUGAAGAAAGUCUCGUUUUCAAUUUCCAAGCAAGUUGUUGAGUUCGAUAAAAACACAGCUCCAUACAACAUAUCCAGUACUUGCGUACGCACCACAAAGACACUGAACAUUUCAACACCCAGAAAACGUAAGAAAAAGCGCAAACGCAAACCCAUUCUCUUCAAGAUCCUUGGAAUAUUGGUCUACAGAAAAAAUGUGAUACCAAGCCGCCAUCAAUUAUGGACAUCUCGCACCAUCAGACUCAAACUCGAAGUCAUAGAAAGAUGCCAGCAUAAUUUGACUGAAAUCACGACAGAGAUUCAAGCAAUUCUCAGUACCCACGAAGCACUAGCACCAGAUCGGAGAAAUAAGAUUUGGGAAGAUCAACGUCUCGAAUAUCGUCAUCUGCUGGCUGAAAUGCGCGCAGAGGCUUCGGGGUGGGCUACGUGUGCGCGUCGAAAGCGGAGUGAUUCGAUAGAUGUGGUUGAUUAUCUGGUUUAUGUGUUGAGGAGUUUUCCAUUCUCGUGGUUUGUGGAUGUGUUUGAUCCGAAGGUUCAGAGUGGAGCAAAUGUCAAUGCGGAUGAUACUGCAGAUGGGAGAUCCGAAGAAUGUCUUCCUCUGCCAGCAGCGUUCUCCAAAAUUCGCGCUACACAUAUUGAGUGA
Sclerotinia borealis F-4128 is the source of this 660-nucleotide messenger RNA. The record is from the annotation of a GenBank genome assembly. Lineage: Eukaryota; Fungi; Ascomycota; Leotiomycetes; Helotiales; Sclerotiniaceae.